AUGAAAGUCAGGUCCUCCAGGUUGAAUGUAGCAUGGAAUGCUCUCUGCACUGGUGAACAAGAGCAAAGUCACUCAGCAGGUACUGAUAUAGUUCAUGGUAGAUGGUAUUUAUUAUAGAAUUGCAUAAUUGAGUAAAAUCACUCAUUCUGAUUGGUUAACGAAGAGAGGUAUUCAGUGUGGAAUUGCGAGUUGAAAACGAGGCUAAGGGAUGUUUUUUCGCAUCUACGUAACAACUAUCGUCAAAUUGUAACACAACAACUGCAAAAAAGGUUUUCUACAAUGUCAUUUUAAAACGUUUUCAAAAUCAUUGUCACCUUUUGUAUAUCCUUUCUUAACAUACUGUAAUGUUGCCUGAUCCUCCACCUACUGUUCCAGCCUAAACUGUAUUUACCUUUUGCAAAAGCGUCUAGUGCGGCUCAUAACAAAAGCUCACUAUCUAGCAAAUACCGCCCCUUUGUUUAGCCGGCUUAAAGUCCUUGACAUAUUUAGUAUUAAUUUAUUUUCUGUCACUACUUUUAUGUAUUGUUAUCACCAUAAUCUUUUGCCUAGUAGCUUUCGUGACUUGUUCUUAAGUAGUAAUCUGAAGUCCAUCAAUACCAAAAUUCGACUGGCCUCUCAGUAUAGACCUCAUUUUUGUAGAUCAAAUAUAAAGCAAUUCAGCAUCCUUUACCGAGGACCUAAAAUCUGGAAUUAGUGCCUGUUUCACUAAUUAGCUCUCCUUCUAUAUUUGUUGUUACAAAAAUUUUAAGAAUUAUCUCACUGAUAGCCGAUCUGUCGCUUAAUUUUCUGAUCUUGCUCACUCUGCACUCAGCCAUGAAUUUAGUUCUCUAGGUAGUUGAAGGAAGCCUAUUAAUAUAAGCUUCAAGCUUCGUUAGACUUCCUUGUCACAUUAAUUUUAUAAUUUAAUUAACACCUUUUGUUUAUGUUGCAUAAGGUUUUGUGAGUGACUAAAUAAAUAAAUAGUUAAAAACAAACAAAAGCAUUUUUUAAAGUGAUCCGGAGGUUCUUCCUUGUUUUGAACUAAACUACAAAUUCUUAGAGAGGUAUAAAAACCCCUUUAAGCUAGCGACAAUGAGAAAACAAGAAAAUCCUGUCAACACAGCCCAGAAAAUAACAAGCCAAAUUCAAACAAACAAAACGGAGAAGCGACAAUGGAGGAAGUGCCAGGGUCAAUUGUCACAUAUACAGAAGAAAAAAAGAAAUACCUUCAAAGAUCACAUUGUCCCUGAAAACACGAAAAAGAGUAUGCCACUUGCAUUCAUCCUGAGUCGUGGUACUUAGAAAAGUACAAAACAGAGCUGAACUUGAACAGCAUUUUUAAAACAUUUCAAGGUACUUACCUUAUAUCAAUCGCAACGUUAAACUUUCAGUGCUUUGCCUUGGACACUUCAUUUCUUUCAGUUUUGCUACCGAAGAGGUAAAAGGUGUAAAUUAUUUUCCUUCGCGAGCAAAUGACCAAUUUGAAAAAGGAUUAUAGAUAACCGGCUUGUAAAUUCAGUGAAAUACCUCUAUUUAUCCUUACAAUUAGUGUGAAGCUUGUUCAUGUGUAAAAAAGUUUGAAAACAAUGUAAAAACAAGCACAAGGUACAAAAAAAGUUGUCAAAGGUUCAAACGUGUAUGACUGACCUUGCUUCCUAUUUGCUAAUGCAAUGAUAGGUUUGACAUUUGACUUUGAAAUGGCUUUCUGGGGCGCGUGCUCAGGAUAAAAACAAACAAUAUUAUUGGUGUUUUCUUUUUUUUUCUGAUUUUUAUUUGAUUAUGCGAUUCAAGGAAAAUCCAUUACCUGACUCGUGAAUUCCACGUUAAAUUGCACUUGAAAACCGAUAUCGGUUUUUAGGUGUGCAAUUUAACGUCAAUUCCUCAGGUAAUGAAUUUUCCUAUAAAACUUACUAAUAUCGUGGAAAAAUUUCUUGAAUCAGAUUGGCUUAGAGCAGUGCAGUUUUUAGUAAACACAGUACAAAAACAAGGAAACAUAAUGCAAAAAUAAGGAAAUGAAGUGCGAAUUUCUCAGAGAAUGAAAACCUGUGAUUGGCUAAUAAACAAUCAGUGUUCUCCAGAAGCGCAGGCAACUGGCAGUUUCACUGGGAACUCUUUUCCAAAGUGCCAGCUACUCUUAUGAGUCAAAACAUAAAAAAAAACUGUCUGUAACUUUUAUCUUCAAUUUUUCGUAAGUUCCAUUUUUUUCCGCGAAGGAUAAAACGGCACCCAAAGCAAAUCGUGUUAAUUCAUUUCUUAGAAUACUAGAACCUGCAAUUUCAUCGGGAAAAUAACAAACAAACAAAAAAGCCACGAGAGCUUGUUUGAAAGUUUAUCGAAAAACACAUGAAAAUACAUGGAACUAAAGUGCCUUGAACAGCUACAAAAGAAGACAGGUGUUGUUUAUUCAUGGUUGCGAAGCCACUCGCUGAGGCACUUGCUGAUAGAUAGCUGCGGCUUGUUUAUCUGACAUGAAGAAUAUAAAUCACAAGCAACUAGAAUACACGCUAUGCAGCCAUUCACUACAGCAAUCGAGGCGUCAGUAAAGCUUCUUUUCUUGUUCAGCAAAACCAGCUUGUGGCUUCAAACAACGUCAUAACAAGCGACCAAGGUAAUAGUUUUUCUCCGUUGUUCUUACUUUUGUAACUGCUCCAAAAGUCCAAAUUCACAGUAAUUUUGAUGGCUGUUAAGAAUUAUUUUUCUUCACAUUAUCUGCCAGGUUUUUUUAGCUGUCCCGCUGUGUAAAAUCCUAGAAUCUCGAUGAGUUUUUAAAAGUGUUCAUCUUUACAAUGUUUUGAUUUUUCAUUCAUCCAGUCCAGGAGAGUCGGUUCAUGCGUUGACAGUUCUGAUAGACAUGUGACAUUUGAAUAGCGGAACUCCCUUGUCUUUUCUGGUUUGUUCUAACAAGAUUCAAAGGGAUUUUGUGGGCGUUUUUAAUAAAAUAAUUAUUCCACUUGCGCUUGUUGGAUGAGAUGAUUAUUGCCAACUCGGCGCUAUGCGUCUCGUUAGCUAUUUUCCAUCUCAUAUCCAACGUGCCCUCGUGGAAUAAUUGUUAAUUAUAAAAUAACUAAGAUAGUACGUGCAUUCUGAUUGGUUAAAAACCAAUAGUUUAUUGUGCCGGUAAAAUCAUAGAAAACUGAAACAUGCUUUAAAGUUAUUUUAUAAAAGUAAAAGACCACAUUUUCUAAAGGUUUGCUGGUGUGAUAACCCACUUGGGAUGUUGGGAGAAGACUGGAAAAGCUUGUAAACCACCAGCUUAACUUAUCAGAUCUCUGGGCCUCAUGCCCCCAAACCCCCCCUUAGAUACAGUACUCUCGCUUUACCAGCACUUGGUGUCAGGCACCAGUUACUUUACUUUGGGAGCUGGCUACUCUAAAACUUCUGGAGAACACUGAACAAUAGAAAUAUAUAAGAACCAAUGAGCCCCAGGUGUCACAAUCUGCUUGCUUAUCUUCUUAGCCAUGGAAGAACAUGAAAGUCAGGUCCUCCCGGUUGAAUGUAGCAGAAAAUGCUCUCUGCUUGGUGAACAAGAGCAAAGUCAAUCAGCAGGUACUGAUAUAGUUCAUGGUAGAUGGUAUUUAUUAUAAAACUUAAUAAAUAUACAUGGAAAAAUUUCUUGAAUGAGAUUGUCUUAGAGCGGUGCAGUUUUUAGUAAACACAGUAAAAAAAACAAGGAAACAUAAUGCAAAAAAAAGGAAAUAAAGUGCAAAUUUCUCAGAGAAUGAAAACCUGUGAACAAUCAGUGUUCUCCAGAAGCGCAGGCGACUGGUGGUUUCGCUGGCUACUCUUAUGACUCAAAACAGUAAAAAAAACUUUCUGUACCUUUUAUCUUGAAUUUUUCAGAAGGUCCUAAAAGAAACAAAAACAAUAGCUUGUCGUACAAAAAGCUCUUUGGUGUAUGACAAUUUGCCUUUUGCUAAUGGUAUUAUCGAUAUAUUUAUUGAAUGAUUUUUGAUGAGACAUUGCCAGAUAAUAUUUUUUAAUUAUAAAAUAACUAAGAUAGUACAUGCAUUCUGAUUGGUUAAAAACCAAUAGUUUAUUGUGCUGGUAAUCUCAUAGUAAACUGAAACAUGCUUUAAAGUUAUUUUAUAAAAAGUAAAGACCACAUUUUCUAUGGAUUUACCAGCAUGAUAACUCACUUGGUCCUUGGGAGAACUUGGGAAAAAAGCUUGUAAAUAACGAGCAAAACUUCUCAGAUCUCUGGGCUUAAUGCCCCCAAACCCCUCCCUUAGAUACAGUACUCUCGCUUUAUCAGUGCUUGGUGUCAGGCACCAGUUUCUUUUGCUUUGGGAGCUGGCUACUCUAAAACUUCUGGAUAAUGUAUCGGUCAAAUGGAAGCUUCAACAUGCCCCCCCGGCAACCCCCAGGCAUUUGACUUUUUGAAAAUUAUUGUUCAAAUUCCCCCCCUACCGGGCCCAAAAUGCCGUUCAAAUGCCCCACACUAGGGUCCAUUCAGGUGAUCAAAUGCCCCCAUCCUGGGGACAUUUCACAGGCACAAAAAGGACAGAAGGACGGUGAAACGCCUUCAGUUGUCGAACAAAAUCUUUAUAAAUAUAACAAAAACACUGUUAGCGUAUUUACUACGAACAAAAAACUCGUGCAAAGCGGCAGAAAUCGCUGCUACAAGGUCACUGAAUGCUCAGCUUUUCUUCAUCAUGCAACAUCAAAGGGUUCUAUAAAAAGAUCCCACCUAUUGAGAUUACUACAUUAUGACCAUUUCACUGACAUGCAUCAUCGCUCACCGUAUAAAUUAACAUACUUGCAGUAGGUCAAAGUAGUUGACCUGAUCUUUUUUUUUUUUUUUUAUUCUAUUUUAUGUUGUAGUAUUGAAUCGCUGGCAUAGGUAUUGUAUUUCAUUGUAAACACAACAAUAACAUACAUUCAUACAUUCAAAGCCUGAAUCCAGUAUUAAAAAUUUUAAAAUUUAAAUACUUCAAAAACGGCACAAAAGUUGUUUAAGCCCUUUCCUUGUAACCAAUUGGCCACAAAGGCACAAUCUUUUCCUCGAAAAUCCUCUAACACCGCGUCCCCCAUGAUAGCUCGUCACACCAAAGAUUUUACAUGAAAUCGAGGGUGCAGUUCAAAUUCCCCACCCCUAAAGCCUGGGGAUCAAAUUCCCCACCCCCUGGAAGACUCUGAUAAUCAAAUUCCCUCCUCCCCGGGACGGCAAAGGUGUCAAAUGCCCGGGGUAUGCCCGGGGGAGGGCAUGUUGAAGCUUCAAUUUGACCGAUACAUAACACUGAACAAUAGAAAUAUAUAAGAACCAAUCAGCCUCAGGUGUCACAAUCUGCUUGCCCAACUUAUUAAGAUUAUAUCUUAUCUUCUUAGCCAUAGAAGAACAUGAAAGUGAAGUCCUCCAACUUGAAUGUAGCAUGGAAAGCUCUCUGCCAGGUGAACAAGAGCAAAGUCAUUCAGCAGGUACUGAUAUACCGGUAGUUGUUUAUGGUAGAUGGUAUUUUAUUAUGAAAGUUAAUAAUAUACAUGAAAAAAUUUCUCUGUGAAUUUGAUUGGCGUAGAGCAGUGUACUUUUUAGUAAACACAAUGGAAACAUAAUGCAAAAAGAAAGAAAUAUAAUGCAAAUUUAUCAGAGAAUGAAAAACUGUGAUUGGGCCAAUAAGCAAUAGAAAUUUAUCAGAACUAAUUAAGUGCCACAGUUUGCUGGUGGGAAGCAUGUAUACUUUUAAAACUUCCCCCUUUUUGGUGUAAUUAAUUAUGCUCUGUUGUCUUACCUAAGUAAUCUUUCCUUUUUCUUGUAACACUUUUUUUCUCAAUAUUUUAUUUUAUGAAUUUACCUGAUUAUUUUUAUUUAUUUAUUCAUUGUGGGUUGUUUUUGUUUUCAUUUUUGUAACCAAGAUUUUGAAAUUAAUAAAGGUGUGGGUGGGCGUGUGUGUGUAACAAAUAAGAAUGUUAAAACUUUCAUAUAUAUAUUUUUUACAUGGACUCAAAAGAGCAGCUAUAUAAUCAGUGAUUUUGUUACCUCUGCAUUCUAUCUAUGUUCCUUACACAUAAAAAUCGCCAAAGACAUAAAAUAAUUCAUGGAUAUAUCGAUCUGAACGUGUGUAUUUGUAGAAAUAUCCCAUACGUGUAAUUUCUGUGGCAGUUAUGGUUGUUGUUUAGUGAUUCAUAUUUGUUUUAGCCUUUGUUGACUUCUGCUUUAAAAUAGAAGAACUAUAUUUUAAUUUCAGUAUACUAUAAUACAGAGUUUUGGAGUGUGUCUUCAGAUUAACUGUCUGUGGCUGGUACAUAAAGGCCCAAACAUUUUCCAUUUUGGACUCAUUUUUUUUAACUGGGACUCAUUGGUUCUGGACUGGGACUCAUGAUUUUCUCACAAGAUGAGUCCCAGAAUUCAUCAUAUUUAUUUGUAACAAAAACACUGUAUAAUUCAUUGAUUAGACCUUUUGUCAUGUAAUUCAAGUGUUGUUGUUGUGGUAAACAUGACAAGUCAUCAUGUCUGUACUUAAUUCUCCAUGACUGGAUUGUAGGAUUUUUGUUCUGUUUGUAUUUGAUCGUGCAUUAUUAUUAUGGGAAAACUUACCUUAGGGUCGCAUUACUUUGACUAGGACAAAGUUAAAAUACAUGGAAUUCUCAUAGAGAUAAUUAUUUUUUUGGAUUAUAAUAAUGAGUUCAUUGGUUGGGUCACUCCCAUUAUAUUUGAUGACUGGUUUAUGAAAUAUCAGCACUUAGAAAAUGAUUGUCAAGGUUGUUGUAUUAUCCGAAGUUUCAAAAGUAGAAAUAUUGUGUAUUUUCUAUUUGAAAUCAGGUUUUGAGAACACUUCCACAGAUACAGCUUUAUAAUAGUAAUUCUUGUACAGUUAUACAAGCAUGCAGUACUAGGGUGUGAAGAAAAGGAGGUCAGUUUUGUGCUUGUCCUUCGGGAAGGCUGUAGCUUGCAUCUGUUAGCCCAAGAAUCACAACUCUAUUAUCCCUCAGGCAUGAUAAAAAAUAGAAUCCACUAGCCCCAUAGCUUAUAUGAAUUGUGUAGUUGGUUAAUACAAAUAAUUCAUUUACUAGGAGAAGAGUUGGAACAACACACUCCUGCAGUAGAAAAUGGCCCAAUUGAGGGAGCAAGCAAUGUGCAGGAAACACAGCAACCUCUUCCAGAAGUAAAUAAUAGUAGCCACUUAGAAGAUGACCGCCUAAUUGCUAGAGCAAGGGCAGUUGGUGUGGACUAUGAGUUUCCAAAGCCUGGUGAAGUGAAAACGGAGGAUGACAGAAGAAAAGAUUUUAUUUACUUGAAUCCAGUCCAUUCCUUCUUCUCUCCAACAACAAUGAUAUAUUAA
Molecule: messenger RNA, 7256 nt
Organism: Porites lobata
Lineage: Eukaryota; Metazoa; Cnidaria; Anthozoa; Scleractinia; Poritidae
Source: the annotation of a GenBank genome assembly